GUUGCACAUCAAAUAUCCCGAUGCGUUAAAAGGGAAGCCUGCUCGCAUGAUUGCUCUGGGGAAAGACAAUCUCCAGGUAGGAAGGCUUCUGGAUGUUCAUGUUGCUUCUCAGGUUAUAUCUGACUUUGACUGGACUGUGUCGAAGUUCGUUCACAAAGGUGAGCCUACCUCCACGUCUUACGGAAUCUUUGAGCUGUCUCCCGAUAUGACAUCGGAAACACAGAACCAGAUACGUACUUUACAUCAGACCUAUGAACCGGUUGAAAAAGAUGCGACUAUUCCAGUUUCCACAAAGAGUCCGCUUAUGCUGGAGUGGUGGGACUUAUGGCACAAAGCGAUCAUCAUGUCAAAUAUACAUAAAGAUACGCUUAAAGCAACUGUAAACCAGUGCAACCUUGCCUUGAGGGACUACGUAAAAGACCUCAUGGUACAGUUGCACAAGGAAAAUGUUCCCAUACUGAUAUUUUCUGCUGGCAUUGGGAACGUUAUAGAACUUCUUCUGGAACGUUUUCACUUGUGCUUCGACAACGUUCGAGUAGUCUCCAACUUCAUGGACUUUAACGACGAGGACCUGUUGAUUGGAUUCCAAGAUCCUGUAAUACACACUUUCAACAAAACAGUUUUAAGUAUUUCUGACAGUGACUACAUCAAAAAGGUUUUGUCCAAACGCUCCUCAGUUAUUCUACUGGGCGAUUCCUCGGCCGAUCCAUCCAUUACGGACGGUAUUCUCGGAGAAGAUGUUGAUUCC
Messenger RNA from Dibothriocephalus latus, 748 nucleotides. The record is from the annotation of a GenBank genome assembly. NCBI's taxonomy places the organism in Eukaryota, Metazoa, Platyhelminthes, Cestoda, Diphyllobothriidea, Diphyllobothriidae.